GGAUUUCGACAUUCAUGACGCAGUUUGAGCACGUGAGAGCGCGCGCGCGUUGCUGUGAUGUGCGCUUGGACUCAACCUCAACUCAAGGCUGUAUAAAACUCUUCAACUUUGACUUCAACUUAUUCUCAUCAAGGCCAUCUAUAGAAUUCUCAUUCUGAGCGGACUCACACAGAAAACGAGGGAUCUUGAUUUGGAGAUUGAGAUGGAUCAGCAUGAUCCAUCAGUGUCUGAACUACUGCCGCUCAUGCGGGCUGCGUCAACGUCACCAAAAGGACCAAAGUGGUCUUGGAAGGGCUCCGCUGACAGCGACGGGGAAUGGGGUCCGUCACAUAGUGUGAGGAAGUCUCAGAGGCCGAGGAACUGCACUCCCAUAGAUAGUGGCUCUGAGAGCGACUUUCGGCCAGUUGUGAAGGAGGAGAUAAAGAUUGAAGUCACUUCACCAAGGGUUGAGCGGCCGUCGUCUCCCUCGGUGUCGGACGACGAUCCUUUCUCGGACCGCGCUCUGCAUUCUUUAGUGAAGGAGGAAAAGUACCGACCUCGAUCACCGUCACCGUCUGAGGACUUCAUCGGGUUCACUGAGGUGGACCGGGACAGUGCCUGUUUCAUCUCCAAUGCAAAAAGGAGUCUGUUACUUGGUUGUUCGUCUGCCAUUCGAGACUCUACUGAAGUUUUUGCUGAAGGAGUGUUCAUCAAGAGUCAACGUCUCGUCAUUAACUACCGUGAUGUGGACGGUCUCGAUGAUAGUAACAUAUUUUGUGACGUGUGCUGCCGCGAUUGGGACGGUGAAUGUCCCGUCCAUGGACCGCUAAAGAUCAUACACGAUACCAAGGCACGACCCGGUAUCGGAGAUGUCGACAGGGACAUCAAGACCCUGCCGCCUUCUCUCAGCUCUGGUCCGUCGACAAAUCCAGCGUCUGGCACCGGAGUUUUGGCGGAGAAGGACAUACCUGCGCGCCAAAGACUCGGUCCUUACGAGGGCAUCUUGACCACCGAGCAGGGUCAGGCCCGAAGUCGAACAACCGGGUACAGAUGGCAGAUCAAGAAGGGUAAGCGCGUGCAUCACUCGGUGAAUGCCGAAGACCCGAGCUGCAGCAACUGGCUCAGAAGGGUCAACUGUGUCCGCUCGGAGGAAGAACAAAACCUAGUGGCCUUCCAGUACCGGGGCCAGGUAUACUUCAGGACGUCAAAGGCCAUUCCGCGGGGCUCUGAGCUGCUGGUGUACUACGGAGACGACUCGGCCCGGGAACUGACCGUCCACUCGGAGACAUCUGGGGAGUCUGUGACUUCCUCUCCGGCCGGACCGUCAUCUUCAGGCAUCAGUGGCUCGGUCCAAUGUCCCCAAUGCGGCUUCAGAUGUUUGGGAAAACAUUGUCUGGACGGACACGUGAAGAGAAGUCACGGCCAUAUGGGCAGGAACGGCAGAUUGAAGUGCGAGUGGUGUCAAUACUCGACCGACAGGUCCGACUGUAUGAAAAACCACCGCAGAACUCACACAGGGGAACGGCCAUACGGCUGCUCCAUUUGCAAGGCACGGUUCUCUAGGCGGUCAGGUCUCACCUAUCACAUGCGGACCCACACUGGGGAGCGGCCAUACGGCUGCUCUAUCUGCACGGCCCGGUUCACAGGACGGUCCAACCUCACCACACACGUGCGAACCCACAUUGGGGAGCGGCCAUACGGCUGCUCUAUCUGUACGGCACGGUACACCAAACCGUCCACCCUCACUAUACACAUGCGGACUCACACUGGGGAGCGGCCGUACGGCUGCUCCAUCUGCACUGCACGGUUCUCUGUUCGAGCAAGCCUAAACAACCACAUGCGGAUUCACACUAGGGAGCGGCCAUACGGCUGCUCCAUCUGCAAGGAACGGUUCACUGAACGGUCAAAUCUCACCAGACACAUGCGGACCCACACUGGGGAGCGGCCGCACGGAUGUUCACAUUGCCAGGCUCAGUUCGCUAGGCGGGAAGAUCUCAACAAACACAUACGUACCCACACGGGGGAGCGGCCUUACGGUUGCUCCGUUUGCACAGCACGCUUUGCUAAACAGCAAAACCUUACGACACAUAUGCGGACCCACACUGGAGAGCGACCUUUCGGUUGCUCCAUCUGCAAGUCACGGUUCACUCGACGGUCACACCUCAAUACGCACAUGCGGACCCACACUGGGGAGCGGCCGUAUGGCUCUUCACAUUGCCAGGCCCAGUUCAAUGAACGGGGAAGUCUCAGCAAACACAUGCGUACCCACAGUCACACGAAGGAACGGCCGUAAGGCUGCUCGGUGCUCAACUUGCCGGGCUUUGUUCGCUCAACGGAGAAGUCUCAUGAAACAAAUGCCUACCCACCCGAGGGAGCGGCCAUAUGGCUGCUCAACCUGCACGGCACGGUUCGCUUCGCUUCGCUGUCAAACCUAACCAAACAGAUCUUAGAAAAAAAAAGAUGCAUAGGUGCUCACACUGGGAAGAGGCCGUUUGGCUGCUCCAUCUGCACUGCACAGUUCGCUCAACCGUCACGCCUCACUAAACACAUGGGGACCCACACAGGGGUAGCGGCUGUAUGGCUGCUGUUUCUGCUAGGCACGAUUCAUUGUUCAAUAAAGUCUCAUCAGACACAUGCGGACCGACGAGAAGAGCGGUCCGCAUGCGUCCGCCUUCCGCAAUUUUAAAACAUUAGGUAUACUCAAACCUCUGUAAAACUGUGGUGGUAUAUGCUGCUUUGCGCGCAACAUCUGCCGCACUGUGAAGAUACCAUCUUUCUUACCGACACAGACCGUGCUCUUCUUCAGUCCUUUGCGUUGAAGUUUUGCUGCUCUGAUGUAUGUUGGCUUGACGUUUAAUUACCGCGUUACCAAGCUACGUGGGUUUGGUUCGUUGGACUCACAUUUCGUGGGGAAUAGCAAUCGGUCCUGUUAAAGAAUAGGUCCACUAUGUCGAUUCGAUUGUUUCAGAAAAAAAAACUUCUAUCACAUCGUUUAGUAGCCUUUAUUUGGACCUUUAUCCCUCGCCGGGCCGGGGGAUGGGGUAGUCGCCUCCCCCGUCCUCUUUUUCGCAGACAUCUAAAAAGCGGCUGUCGGAGAGGCCAGUGUCAGCCAAUCAGCGUGCAGCUGUUUUUUUUUUAAGAACGCAAUAUGAUUGGUGAACGCGUAAUAUCCUCCGCCACCAUAUUUAGUUCCAACGGAAGAUAGAAUAUAAUUCUUCGUAUACCUGUUAUAAGUAAAAAAUCAUAAACAUGUUUUUUAAUCGGCAUCAUUUUUGUCAUAAAAUAAUCAUUUAACUGUAGCAAGAAAAAAUAUAUAUUUGGGAGUGGUAUAUAUCCUUAAAGGACUGCUGAGGGGAACGAUUUUACCUUUUAAAAUGAUUUCGAAUAGUUGACAGCCGAUGGGUAGGGAAGAUUGGGGCAGAUAGUGUCACGGGGCACAUCCUGUCAGCAGGGUUUUCUCGAAAACUAUCGAGCGCAUUUAUGUUGUUGAAGUUAAAAGGUUUGUUUUUGCUUGACAAAGUCCGGUACUAUCAAUACAACAACGUGCCGGUGACCAGGCUGUAGUCACUGGCAUACCUGUAACGUGUUCGUUUUUCGUGAUGUCAUCGUGUGAAUUUGCCCUUUUUAUGAGGUACCCAAUCUCUUUAAUUACUUAAUUGUUUUGGGAUAUUGCGUAAUAUUCAGCAUCAGUCUAACGAAACAAGAUUUCAGUGUCUAAAACUAUCAAAUGGAUGCAGUUUUUUUACUCCCGAAGAAGUUUGCACCAUGACGUCAGCAUUCUCUCGUGACGCCACUUAGUACAUAUUUAUCGCCUUGGUUCCUGUGGCCAUGUUGGAUGAAAUGUAAAAAAAACUUUGUAUUUGCAAGGGAAAUCCAAACUUUUUGACAAGAACAAAACGCUAGUUCAUGACUGUGCAGAUAGCGUGAUGGUUGCAUUGAAUACCGUUUCGGGUAGUCUUGAAUGUCAACAUUUUUUUUUUGAACAUAUUGUCCAUAUUGUCGAAGUUUUCAAUAAGAACCACAGCAUUUUUAUUGACAUCGAGUGGGGCACAUAAUGUUACUCAAUCCGCAAUCUAGCCCAUCUGUUUAGCAUUGUUGGAAUUUAUGCAAGCUGCUGCAUUUUGAGGAGCUGCAUCAAAAAUCUGGGGUUCUUGAGCCAUCCUUGCGUUUGGGGACAUUACAUUUCAUAGGGUGUUGCGGCACCCAUGCCUUUGUGGGCGUUCAAUUUUCAUCUGUGUCAGCCAACCGAUCUUGUCCAUCACGUGUUUAUCGCUGCCGCAAGUUUAUCGGCUGGUGACUGUUUGUUCCACCACCGCUACUCGACGUCUCUUUACGUCGUGACCGCAUGUCAGGCAUCGGUCAGUACCUUCAGUGGCUCUCAAACUUCUUCGUCCAGAUGCGGACGGCACAGCUGGCGCCCUAAUCCUGCUUCACCGACAACUAAUGCAUCGCUACUAAGGAAGCGAUGCAUGUCCUUCAUUUUUUAUAUUGAGUAUCACCCAGGAUGAAAUCGUUUUUGUCUGAUUUUUCACAUCUGGCCAGAAACAUUGUCGACAUCCCUCUUCUCUCAAUGUGUUUCACAGGUGUUGGUCGCACACUUCAGUGUCCCCACUGCAACGUCAGAUGUCUGGGACAACAACAUCUGGACAGACACGUGAAGAUAAGUCACGGUCACAUCGGCAGGAACGGGAGAUUCAAGUGCGAGCGGUGUAAAUACUCGACCGACAAGCCCACCCGUAGGAAACACCACCGGAAGACUCACACGGGGGAGCGACCCCACUGCUGCUCUAUCUGUACGGCACGGUCUGCUCAGCGGUCCACUCUCACCACACACACGCGGACCCAUACGGGAGAACGGCCGUAUGCCUGCUCCCUCUGCCAUGCACAAUUCUCUGACCAGGCGCACUUCAUCAGACACAAGCGAACCCACACUGGGGAGAGGCCGUAUGGCUGCUCCCUCUGCAAGGCACAAUUCAAUGAACGGUCAAAACUCACCGGACACAUGCGAACCCACACUGGGGAGCGGCCAUACUGCUGCUCUAUCUGCAAGGCACGGUUCUUUGAACGGUCACAUCUUACUGCACACAUGCGGACCCACACUGGGGAGCGGCCGUUCGGCUGCUCCAUCUGCACGGCACGGUUCGCUGAACGGUCUACCCUAACAAAACACAUGCGGACCCACACAGGGGAGCGGCCUUACGGCUGCUCACACUGCCAGGCCCGGUUCGCUAACCGGUCACACCUCACUACACACAUGCGGACCCACACGGGGGAGAGGCCGUACUGCUGCUCACACUGCCAGGCCCGGUUCACUCAACGGUCACAUCUCUUCAGACACAUGCGGACCCACGCGAAGAGCGGCCACACGGCUGCCUCUACAUCAGCAACGGUUCGGCAGUUUGAAUCACAAAAUACGUUUUUAACUGGUACACUGGUGAGAAUAGCAAGGUGUGAGUGACCGAAGCGGUAAGUCGUUCGAAUGUCGAAAUAUAGUGCUGAGGCUUCACGACAAGUGCAUGAGCAGCCCCCGUUGUACGUUAGUUAUUCGUGUUAUAGCUGUGACUCUCGUUUGUGAGCUUCGUGGCUACCAGUGUCAUAUCUGGUUUGUUUGUACUUUUCCAGUGUGAUUCAGUGGUUGUGUAUUUAAAAUAGCCGCCCUUACAUAGGAGGAAAGGACUGUCGAACUGGCGUAUUUUAAGCGCCGUAGCGCCAUUUUAAUCCAUUAAUUCCGCUUGGGUCAUAUAUGACCCAAAAGCAAAAUCUUAAUGUUUCUUCUCAAUGGAGGCAAGUGUCACUUUGAUGAACUUGCGCGUGUGUUUUGUCGAUUUUGUGGGUUUAGUGACGAGCGUCGGAGCGACAUAAAACUGGUGUGAGCUCGUCCACUGAAGUUUCUGGAGCCAAAGACGACGGGACUGCACAGCCGCCGGUCACUGGCAAUGGCGCGCCGUCCCAAAAAGUAAUGUAUUAUGUUUGCAAUUUACUAUCUGUUGAAUGAUCGUCUACCUAUAUAAAUUUGUCUGAAAAAGUA
Molecule: messenger RNA, 6007 nt
Organism: Amphibalanus amphitrite
Lineage: Eukaryota; Metazoa; Arthropoda; Thecostraca; Balanomorpha; Balanidae
Product: histone-lysine N-methyltransferase PRDM9-like
Exons: 11
Coding region: 203-2272 (689 amino acids)
Biological process (GO): regulation of transcription by RNA polymerase II
Cellular component (GO): nucleus
Molecular function (GO): protein binding; DNA-binding transcription factor activity; RNA polymerase II cis-regulatory region sequence-specific DNA binding
Source: RefSeq, a predicted model, not a curated record